Messenger RNA from Anopheles darlingi, 876 nucleotides. RefSeq lists its product as uncharacterized. The transcript has 2 exons. Lineage: Eukaryota; Metazoa; Arthropoda; Insecta; Diptera; Culicidae. The record is from RefSeq and is a predicted model, not a curated record. Bases 1 to 876 code for a protein of 291 amino acids.
AUGGCUACGUCCACUAAAGCAACUGCUCCGGUGCCAGACUGGAUAACGAAAGAAUUUUUCGUCGACGUGAUUACCACUAAACUAGCGCGUCCGGUAUCGGAGUUCGAAAUUACUGACCUGAACGUGAAGCCGGCCACAGAAUCGGGUGAUAACUACGCCUCGGUGCUGUACCGGGUGCAGGUGACGGUGGAGGUCCAGGGUAGCCCUGUCGUCGUGCCACUUAUCGUCAAGGCUUUGCCGAACUUAGGGAUAACCAAUGACCUGAUUCAAUCGAUGAAUCUAUUUCCUCGCGAAACCGAUAUGUACGGUCAGGUGCUACCCGCACUAGAAAAGCUGUACGCAGAGCGAGGCCGUGUGAUUACCUUUGGGCCACGUUGCUGGAAGCUGUGCUCCAAACCGACGACUGCGCUCGUGUUGGAGGAUCUUCGCGAGCGUGACUUCCGGAUGGCGAACCGACGCCAGGGCCUAGACAUGGACCACAGUCGUAUGCUGUUGCGUCGGUUGGCACAGUUCCAUGCCGCUUCCGCGGUGUACUGCGAGCAAAACGGACCGUACGACGACAAAUUUCAAGAGGCCAUGUUUGCUGAGAAAGGCCGCGCCAUGCAUGAGCAAUUCCAGAAGCUGCAAUCCGACUUUAUGUACAUGAUCUUCAGUAACUGGUCCGAUAAGGGAAAGUACUUCGCAGAGAUUAUGAAACAUUGGGGUAUGGAUAUGUUUGAUGUAAUGGUGAGGCGUAUGCGUGCUAGUGCGCACCGUUUUAACGUACUGAACCAUGGAGACGCGUGGUGCAACAACAUUCUCUUUCACUAUGACGACAAGAACGCGCUGGAUGAGAUUGCAUUGGUAACACUAUUGGCAACGCAUAUACACAUGUAA